AUGGCGCGACUGGGCAGAGGAUGGACGGUGUGCCUGUACAAGAACCAAUCAAUUAUUGAGCCUGGCGGUCAUUGCUAUAUAAUGGACAUGCUUAGCGCAAACGAGCUUCCCCAGGACUGGCCAUUCCUCGCAGGUCUUAGUUACGAUCAGAAUUUCCUCGUAACGGGAAUGGACCUCGAACCCCUGGACGUUGGACCACCUUUCGAGGGGACCCGACGUGACAGUGAAGCUUACAAGUCCAUGUAA
Messenger RNA from Dibothriocephalus latus, 246 nucleotides. Lineage: Eukaryota; Metazoa; Platyhelminthes; Cestoda; Diphyllobothriidea; Diphyllobothriidae. The record is from the annotation of a GenBank genome assembly.